AUGCAAAGGAAGGCUUGGAAAUUACCUUCCUUAUGUGCACUGCCUGUAGAGGAGUUUAUCGCGCACUCCCCUGGCACGGUUACCUGCCUGGCGAUGGGUCGGAAGUCGGCGCGGGUGAUGGCCACGGGCGGUGAGGACAGACGAGUGAAGUUGUGGGCCGUCGGGCGGCCAACGUGCAUAAUGAGCCUCGCCGGACACACCUCCUCGGUCGAGUCUGCUCAGUUCAGCCACAACGAGGACUGCAUGGCCGCUGGCUCCCUCUCCGGUUCCAUCCGCGUCUGGGAUCUUGAGGAGGCCAAGCUGGUUCGCGCGCUCUGUGGUCAUGUCUCGUCUGUGCUGUCGUUGGACUUUCACCCACACGGCAAUUUCGUCGCCUCGGGCUCAAUGGAUGCUACCGUGAAGCUCUGGGAUGUGUCGCGGAAGGGCUGUAUCAACACAUUUAGAGGACACACUGGCUGCGUCAAUAUGGUGCGUUUCUCUCCCGACGGCAAUUGGAUCGUGUCAGCUGGAGACGAUGGACGAGUUAAGGUGUGGGACCUCGCAGCGGGCAAACUGCUGGCCGAGCUCUCAGGGCACACCGCCCCAGUAACGGGCAUCGCCUACCACCCCACCGUCCUCCUGCUUGCCUCCGCGUCGGCCGACCGAACGGUGCGCGUCUUCGACCUCGAGACCUUCGCCCAGGUCUCCGUCAGCGGCAUCGAGUUGGCCGCCUCGGCGGUCCGUCGAAUCGCCUUCCACCCCGAGGGUCUUUGUCUCUACGUGGCCACCACCGAACAACUCAAGAUUUACAACCACGAGACGAUGUCCUGUCUGGAGACAGUUCAGGUUGGCUGGCGUGGUGGAGGCGGCCUGGUGGACAUGGCUGUGGCGCCGACCUUCAAUCAACUCGUGGGCGUCUCGUAUUCGGGCUCCACGGUGACCACGUACAUCGCCGACGUCAAGUCCUGCGUGCCCUUCUCGUCGCCCUCCCUCCACUCACCCUCGUCGCCGCAGGGCAUCAGCAUUGCCAAGGGCGUCCACAACCUCGUGCCGAGGCCCGUCGAAGAGCCUCCCCAAGCCAAUCAGCAGGUGGUCAGGUGCAAGGGCGAUGCGUCCCAGUCUGGCUCUGCUCUCCCGACCACCGGUCGAAAGUCGUUUUCCCUCAAGAGCGAAAGCAACAAACCCCGUGUUGUUCCAGACGACUCGAUAGUACCAGACGCCCCCUCGGACGUGGAGGAGUCGUGUCCAGUAAUUGACGACGUCGCCGCUUACAACCGCGUCUUCAAGCCGAAACGCACGAUUAAACGCAGUCCAAGCAGGCCCACUACGUGCCCUUCGCAACAACAGCAGCAGCCCACCGCGUCGACGACAAUCAACCCCCCGAACAAGCUCUUUCCCGCGACCCCCAGCGAAGACGACGACAGCGGUCCAUUCUGUCCACCGCCCGCCCAGCCACCUGCCAGUCUUCCCAACGAUGUCGAUAAGGUGACGUCGAAUCCACGCGACAGCAAUGUAGAAAUAUCCGACUUUCUGCCGAAUAAGACCCCGCCAACAGGAACGGCGGAUGGAAACGAUCCGUUCGCGGGCAUGUGGAGCAUGAUGGGUGACGGACCGAAGCCCACGCCUCCGCGCACCCUGGACGCCAAGUCCGGUGGUUGCGAGACCGCCAACGCCUCCAGCGAAGCCGCCGUCAUCCAGCGACUGCGGACGCCGCACAGCGCCUUCCUGUCGGUGCUCUCGACGCGCCACAAGAACCUCACCACCGUGCGGUUGAUGUGGCCGCGCGAGAACCUCAGGGCCGCCCUCGAGUCGGCCAUCCUCCUACAAGACCAGGCCGUCCUCGUCGAUGUCCUCCGGGUGCUUGUCUCGAAUAACAAACAGUGGAGCCUGGAUUUAGUCGCCCUGCUCCUGCCACAGCUGUCCAAACUCAUCUGGAGCAAGUACCCCGCUUACGUUGAGACAACGUGUCAGGCUGUGCGAAUAAUCCUGAAGAACUUCGCUACCCUCAUUCGACAAACCAUUAACACAGCACACGCGAUUGGCGUCGAUGUUACGCACGAGGAACGACAAGCAAAGUGCCGCGCCUGCUUGACCUCCUUGGAAUCCAUACGAUCGGCAUUCGACUCGAAAGACGUCGCCACCAAGGCUGGUCAGUACGGGCGAGAGGUCUAUGCGAUGUUUUCGUUACUCGAAUGA
Molecule: messenger RNA, 2175 nt
Organism: Mesocestoides corti
Lineage: Eukaryota; Metazoa; Platyhelminthes; Cestoda; Cyclophyllidea; Mesocestoididae
Source: the annotation of a GenBank genome assembly